Acaulospora morrowiae is the source of this 882-nucleotide messenger RNA. The record is from the annotation of a GenBank genome assembly. Lineage: Eukaryota; Fungi; Glomeromycota; Glomeromycetes; Diversisporales; Acaulosporaceae.
AUGGGUUAUCAAACCUUAGAUGUUGCUCUAUCCUUUCCCAACAAAAAUAAUCUUGUUCCCGUUAAGACAUCGAUACUAAUAACAGACACUCUACUCUCCCAAGGAAAUUUUUUAAUCCACCAUUUUAUUGUAAAUCAAAUCAAAUCUAACAAACAUGUAGUCUUAGUAGGAAUAUCCCAGAUUCUUAAUCACUAUUUGAGCAUUGAAAGAAAAUUGGGUGUAAACCUGACACUUGCAGUCCAAAAAGGUAUUCUCUCCUUUGUAGACGGUUUAACGUCUUUACAUUCGCCUGCGAAUGCAACCGCCUCGACCGCAAUUUCCCCACCUCCAGCCGCUGUACUAUCUACCUCCGCUUCUGAAAGCACCUUGAAUAGUUCAAAUAACGACACGACUUCGCUUUACAUGAAGGAAACCCUGCAAAAUUUUUACUCUAACAUAAAAAAUAUUGUAGUAACGCGUCAUUCAUCCCAGGACUCAAAUGUUUUGUUGAUCUUUGAUGAUUUAAGUGCGCUGGCUUAUUCAGGCUUUCAAGUAAAAGAUAUUUUGGAAUUUUGGAGAGCCUGUCGAGUAUUGGUCGAAAAGUAUGAUGGAACAAUACUUACCCUAAUUCACGCCGAUGAUGACAUAAUAGAGUCUUCGAAUGGCAGUCGCGUAGAUUUAGAUCAAGAAAUUUUUGUAAAAUCAUUAAUAUAUCAAUCUGAAUUUUUGCUUUCCGUGCGUGGAUUAGGAACUGGAUUUAGUAGGGAUGUUUCUGGUGAGAUUACUAUAGCCCGCGGCCCGGGAAACGCAGAAAAAUGGUUUAGACCUUCUACGCUGCACUAUAAAAUCUUGGAUAACAAUGUUCAAUUCUUUGCUAAAGGAUUUUCACAAGGCGUGCUAUAA